ACUGACAGAUAGGUACGGAUGGACACAAAAAUCCACUAUUUUUUAAAAAUAAAUUCUAAAAUGAAUGUUCAAAAUGAAGUAGGCCGUUUCUUUAGCGAUGUCAACAUUAAAUUUGUCAGUGUUUGUCAGUGAAAACGAUUGGUAGACGAGGUUUGGUCUUCUUAAAACAUAAUAAGGCACUUUUCCUUUUCUACUUUUGUAAUUGGCCGCCAGUUUCCCGCGCCUGUAAAGUUCCUACACGUCGAUAAGCCGACGGAGCAUCGACCGCCGUUUGCUGGUAAGGGAGUGGUAGCGGGCAGAACCAAUACGUACCGUGUUCUUGUGUAGUGCGUCGCGACCAUUGGUCUACAAUUUGUCGACCAAUCAUUGGGAAAGUGCACACUAAAAUAUCCAAUAACGUUAUUAAUUUGUUCACAUGGAAAGUCAAUUAGCCACCACUGCAGAUGGCCAGGUGGUCACGCUGCCCAUUCAAGGAGUGGGCCCCGGCCAAGUCCAGAUGAUGCAAGUCAAUGCGGGACAGGUCAUUCAAGGGGCCAACGGACAGCAAAUCAUGGUACAUGCAGUACCAUCUAGUGGCCAAAUUCAAGUUGGUGGAGCACAGGGAUUGCAACAAAUUCAAGUUGUGCCUGUGAGCAGUCUACAAACGGGACAGGUACUCGUUCAGCCACAGCAGCAACCUCAAUUGGUGCAGACGUCUGAUGGCCAAACCUUCAUCUAUCACCCAAUGGCGAUUGAAGGCAGUAGUUUACAGCAAGCGACACCUACAGUUUUGAACAUAAACGGAAAUCUAGUACAAAUAGCGGGCACGGCGCAACAGGCCACGACGAACGGCAUGGCUCAAACGACAGUGACGUCUCCUACAUCACAGGUGGUCCCUCAGACUUUGACGACCGCCUCACCCAACCAACUGGCUAUGGCUAACGGAAAUUUAGUCAUGGUGAGAAACGCCACGGAUAUGGUGCCUAGUACAAGCGGUCAACAAUUCCAGAGGGUACAAAUACCUGGUACGGAAUUCCUAGAAGAAGAACCCCUGUAUGUCAACGCUAAACAAUACAGGAGGAUAUUAAAAAGGCGACAGGCGCGAGCGAAACUCGAAGCUGAGGGGAAGAUACCCAAAGAACGGCCGAAAUACCUGCAUGAAUCUCGUCACAGGCACGCCAUGAACAGGAUAAGGGGAGAAGGUGGUCGUUUUCACUCAGGAUCGGUCAAAAAACGAAGGGAGGAAAUGGCGAGACAUCACCAGCAACAGCAACAACAGCAGCAGCAACAACAGCAGCAGCAGCAACAACAGCAACAACAACAACAACAGCAGCAGCAUCAGCAGCAUACGCAGCAGCAGCAACAACAUCAACAACACCAACAGCAACAAACGCAUCACGAAGUUCAGGGUACCAUUGGCGUGUCUUAUGGUAACAUUGACAUGGGGGCGCCUAUUAUUAUAGAGGGUGUGAUGUCUGAUAUGAUAAAACCGGACCCGCUGUCUAUAGAAGGAAAUUAGUAUCUGUAUAAAUCAAAUUAAAUAAUUUUAUUUAUUUUUUUCUCUCUUUAUAAUGUUGGACAUUUUUUUUUGUAUAUAGCUUUAUAGAUUUGUUUUUGUCGUAACUUGGAUUUCUCGUACAUUUACUUCUCGUUCCAUCGCAUGUUUGCCAUUAUUUAUUGUUAAUUAUUUUUUAAAACUAAAUUAGGUCACAUUGAACGUAUCUAUUUUGUAUGUCCAGAGGUAGUAGAGAGUAUUCGCUUAUUAAUUUAUAUGCGGCGGGAAAUAUUGGAAAUUGCAGUGAAUGUACGGAAACUCAUUAUGUCAUGGAUGAUAUUUUGUUUUUUAUAUAAUGUUUCGUGAUUAGGAGUUAAGCCACUUCCUUUUUGUACAAUUGUUAAUACAUUUUGACUGAUCGAUUUAUAAUUAGUUGUAUUUUGAAUACGUAUUGAGUUGUAAUAUAAACGAUUUUUUAUUAA
Messenger RNA from Psylliodes chrysocephalus, 1956 nucleotides. NCBI's taxonomy places the organism in Eukaryota, Metazoa, Arthropoda, Insecta, Coleoptera, Chrysomelidae. The record is from the annotation of a GenBank genome assembly.